AUGGGCGCAUAUCGUUUGGAGGAGGCGAGCAGCAGCCGUGCCGGCUGCCAGAACAAGGAAUGCAAGGACGCCAAAAUCAAGAUCGCCAAGGGGGAGCUCCGUCACGGCAGCUGGGUCGAAGCAGGUGAUUACCAGAGCUGGAAAUGGCGUCACUGGGGCUGUGUCACGCCGAAUGUCAUCCAGAAUCUGAAGGAUGCUAUCAAGGACAUAAGUGGUGGGGAUGAGACGGAUUGCUCGGCUCUCGAUGGCUUUGAUGAGCUUUCUGAGGAGAAUCAAGACAAGGUUCGUCGGGCGUUGGAGCAGGGGCAUGUUGAUGAUGAGGAUUGGAAGGGGGAUGUUGAAGUCAACCGUCCUGGUAUGAAUGGCUUCCGUUCGAAGGCCACUAAAAAGGAGGCUGCGGCUAAGAAGAAGGCUCAGGCCAAAGCUGACGAGGAGGAUGAGGCGGAGCCUACCCCCAAGAGCAAGAAGCGCAGUCGUGCUCAGCCCAAGAAAGACCCUAAGGUUGAGGCUGAGGCUGACGGUGAGCAGCAGGAGCACGAAGAAGAAGCACCCAAGCCUAAGCGAUCCAGGAAGAGCGCUCAACCUAAGCCUGUAUCUGAUGAAGACGAGGAAGAGGAGGUCAAGCCGAAGACUUCCAAGCGCGGUCGUCCAGCCAAAUCCAAGGCCGCUGUCGAGGAAGCCGACGAGGAGCCUGCUGCCGCUAAGAAGAAGGCCGCGAAGAAGCCGACCAAGGCCGCUGCUGCUACUGCUGACGAUGAGGAGAAGCCUAAGCGGGGCCGGAAGAAGAAGGCUGCUUGA
Aspergillus fijiensis CBS 313.89 is the source of this 798-nucleotide messenger RNA. RefSeq lists its product as uncharacterized. NCBI's taxonomy places the organism in Eukaryota, Fungi, Ascomycota, Eurotiomycetes, Eurotiales, Aspergillaceae. The transcript is spliced from 5 exons. The coding region runs from base 1 to 798 and encodes 265 amino acids. Gene Ontology annotation, molecular function: DNA binding; zinc ion binding. The record is from RefSeq and is a predicted model, not a curated record.